AUGUUGGACGAUGCCUGCACCGAGCAGAAGCAGCUGGCGUUGAAGUGGAUGGUGUCACAUGCGGCGCCAUCCCUUUCUUCGGUGGUGCGGUGCAGCGACGUGCGUUCAACUCCGGCGGCGGCGGCAGCAUCUUCAUCAAACCUUAGCGAUUGUUAUGGCGGCGCAGCUCACCGGCUGACGCAGUCUUUGCUCAGACGGGGCACUCAAAGAGGCGUUCCUUUAAACUCAAAGGCAGAAAGCCCGACGUCGGCAACAGGACCCUCUCGCAGCUUCCGCAGGGAAGUGACAGACGUGUUGCCGGCGACGACAAUUUCAUUCGAGAAGGAACUACCGGCCAAAAAGCGGGUGCUUCGCCGAAGUGCCAGUGGAGGCAUGCAAAUUUCAGCGUCCUUGUCAUCCUCCCGCCCACCGCCGCCAGCAGCCGGUUUUUCCAGGACGUUUUCUCAACGUGUCAGUGGCAGCGACACAUGUCUAUUUGUUGAACGAUCAUUGUUGCGGAGCAGCGGAGAGCUCCGCCGCGUCAUAGGGACGCCUUCGAUGGGGCGAAGAGUAUCCUUUAGUGAAGGCACAGCGCAUGCCGCCAGUAGGCGCUGGAAUGAAUCAGGCCGGAAGUCGAGAGCCAUUCUCGACAGCCAUCCAUCGUCAUGCGAUGUCUCGACAACAGCGGCACCCCGAACGCCACUUAAACGUCUGGAGUCGGCGCCCAUCCUACAAGGAAAGCCUUCACUAACGAAGACAGAGGAGGGGGCUUCCAUUUCACCCUUACGUCUGUGCGUGGGCGCCGCUGUUGGCAGCUCCGGACAAAAGCCAUUUAUCCGACAAAUGACUAGGAGGGGCUCUGGCUGUCUCGUGAUGCCGUCACUGGCUUUACGAAAUACCGGGGGAAAGUUGAGUCUUGCGACGACGCCCAGUCCAAUGUAUAUUAUAAAAAAACACGCUUUCGAAUUCAAAGGUGCACGGGAAAGCAAUGCAUCUACUAAAACUUGCGUGCCGUCAACAUCCGCACCACAGGGAAUGGCUCGGACAACGGCAAGAGAAGGCACAGAGGGCGAUAAAGAUUCAAAUUCUCAAAAAUUAUUCCAUCAGCCCCAGCGCAAUAACAAAUAUAAUCAGAAGCAAUCGCAACAGCAACAGCUAUUAAAGACGACUUCGGUCUUUGCACGGUCCAAUACGACGUAUGUCUCUCCUGUAGCGAAGGGUUCUUCCACCAAUGCUACUAGGAAUGGUUCCGCAGGGGUGCCGUUUGCACGCCAGGUCAGUCAACUAUGCCUCAUGGUUCUACAAGAGCGUGACCGUCGCCUUGAACGACAAAAACCCAUGCGGGAAAAGGAGGCAAGUGAGGCCAAGCCCAAAGGAGGGGAAGAUGAAGCGAAGCUAAGACAACCGUCACGCUCAAUGGAUAUUCUCUCAAGUUCGGUUGUGUCUCUGCCUUUCAGAAGUUGCUUUGAGGAAGUUGAGGCCGAAGAACGGACGGGCUCACCGGGGGAAGUCUUGAAAUGCGUGAGGACUGUACUAGAAAAAAGAGGCGUGCCGCGGAUGCAAGAUUCCGACUCGUCAAUGAAGCUAACGGGUAAUUCCAACGAAAAUAUGAACGCCUGUGGGGUAAGCAGCAGCAUUCGCUCUAGUGGGGCUUCAACCACCGUGCGCAGCGGUGAUGGGGCGACGCACAAAUUUGCCGCAAGGAAGAGCGGUGAAAAAGUGGAGGAGGUUAAAACUGGGGGUAAGAUGGAUAGUAAUGUCUGCUAUGAAAGUCCCACGGAUGGGGAGAAACAGGAGAAGGAAAGGGAGGCGGUGGAGGAGGAGGAGGAGGAAGAUGAUGAUAGAUGGUGGGAUGCCGAGGAAGACCCAUGGUGGUGCUUUAACGUGUUAUGGUGCAGGUCUUCGGAGUCCCUGCCACCGCUUCCAGACUUUGUGCCUUCACUCAACUUAUCUUUGUUACGCAUCCCCGACGAAUUUACGGCACGCACAACGAAAUAUGCCAUUCCAAUGCCAACCCCAGUGACUAUCUGUGGAGAGAAUGGCGUGAGGGCAGGAGGCAAGUUCCGUGAAUCUUUACAAUGUGUAUCAAACAAUUUUACAGACACAAGUGAUGCCCUUGCGGGCGGUAGAGGUGCAGAGCGGGAGUUGAAUCAGUCUCUCCGAAAGCUGCGUAUUCAACUUCUGUUGUUGGAGACCCAUGAGCGAAGAUCGCGCCGAAUGGUCAGUCAGGAUGAGACAGCGGCGUGGAAAGCAAUAAAUAAAAAAUGUGGCUUAGACCUGUUAAAGCACAGGCGAAGAUAA
Messenger RNA from Trypanosoma cruzi, 2280 nucleotides. RefSeq lists its product as uncharacterized. The transcript has a single exon. Bases 1 to 2280 code for a protein of 759 amino acids. The record is from RefSeq and is a predicted model, not a curated record. Lineage: Eukaryota; Euglenozoa; Kinetoplastea; Trypanosomatida; Trypanosomatidae.